Molecule: messenger RNA, 4636 nt
Organism: Labrus bergylta (ballan wrasse)
Lineage: Eukaryota; Metazoa; Chordata; Actinopteri; Labriformes; Labridae
Gene: hyal4
Product: hyaluronidase 4
Biological process (GO): hyaluronan catabolic process; carbohydrate metabolic process
Cellular component (GO): cytoplasmic vesicle
Molecular function (GO): hyalurononglucosaminidase activity
Source: RefSeq, a predicted model, not a curated record
UCUGGCUUGUGUUUCAGACAGAGGCAAUGACUGCGAGCCUUUCGGACGUACGGCGCAGGGGGCCACCAUGACCCCUGCUGUGACCCCAUCAAAGACACUCCAACCUCCCACCAGGCUGCUUGUUAUUGGUUGGUUUGCAGCAUCUACAGGAUGAUUGACAGCUGCCCCUCCUGAUCAACAGGAUGCCUGUGGUGCCAGUGGGCGGGUCAUCCUCCUCCCAACAUGUCGUACCCGUUGCCCUCACCUGCUCCUGGCUGGUUCUGCUCUUCCACGCCGCCUUUGGUCAGAAACCCGCCAAGCUGCCUCUGAUUGGCCGGAAGCCAUUUAUCGCCGCCUGGAACGCCCCAUUGGACAUGUGCACCAUCAAGUAUAACAUCACCACCAACCUUGACCGCCUCUUCCACAUCCAUGGGAGCCCACGUGCUGACUGGACGGGCCAGAACGUCACCAUUUUCUAUGCAAACCGGCUGGGCUACUACCCUCACUACACGCCACAGGGCGUCGCUGUGCAUGGCGGAUUGCCGCAGAACUGCAGCCUGGACCUGCACCUGUUCAAGGCCUACCAGGAUAUCAACCACUUCAUCCCUGCAGAGGAUUUUCGGGGCCUGGCUGUCAUCGACUGGGAGUUUUGGCGGCCUCAGUGGAGUCGUAACUGGCACAAGAAGGACAUCUACCGACGCAAGUCGAAGGAGCUAACCGCCAAGGCGUUCAUUAAUGUGACGGAUGCACAAAUGGAGGAGUUGGCACGGCGGCAGUUUGAAAAAAGCGCCAAGGCCUUCAUGCAGAGGACUAUCCAGCUGGGAACACGCCUCCGCCCCAACGGCCACUGGGGUUUCUAUCUCUACCCUGACUGCCACAACUACAACCUCCAUGAGCAGGACUACACAGGCUUGUGUCCCCUGCUGGAGAGGCUGAGGAACGAUGAGCUGCUGUGGCUCUGGAACAGCAGCACGGCACUCUUUCCCUCGGUGGCGAUCAGGAGAAGUCACACCAACAGCAUCAGCAAUCUGCACUUCUCUCAGCACCGGAUCAGGGAGUCGCUCCGCGUCUCCUCGCUGACCUCCAAAGAGUACGACCUCCCCACUUACGUGUACUUGAGGCUGGGCUACCGAGAUGAGGCCCUGGCCUUCCUCACCGCGAAAGACUUGAUCCACACCAUCGGGGAGAGCGCCGCUCUGGGAGCUGCAGGAUUUGUCAUCUGGGGAGACUUGAACCUGACCUCGUCCAGGCACAACUGCUCCAAGGUGAAAGCCUUCCUGAACUACCGCCUGGGUCAGUACAUCACCAACGUGACUCGAGCCGCUGAGGUCUGUAGUGAUUACCUCUGCCAGGGGAACGGUCGCUGUGUCCGCCGGGACCCCCUCACCCCUCACUACCUCCACCUGAGCACCAAGAGCUAUCGCAUCCGUCGCUCCGGUGAUGGGGAGUUCACCGUCACCGGGUGGCACUCACAGCAUGAGCUGCAGCUGCUGACUGACAGGUUUAGGUGUCACUGCUAUGAAGGCCAUGAGGGCGAGCACUGCGACAGCAUCAACAUAGUGAAGGAGGACGACAGGCCGUGGGGAGACAACGAGGAGGACGAGCAGGAGAGGAAGAGGACAGAGUGGGAAGACGAGCAGGGUGACGGCCCGGAGGCAGGGGAGAGUGAGGCAGCACGGAGCGGGUGCAGCCUUCACCUGAUGUUGCUGAUGCUCCUAUUGAACUUAUCGUUUGCAAAAACAUUUGUAUGAUGCACUCUGACUGAAAGAGUAGUUAUUCUUACCACAGCUGUGUACUCAAGUUUGAGGGAUGAUAUGGCACUUUACAUUAAAACAGAGAUUUGACAUGUUGACUUGAAACAUGAAGGUCCGUUUGAUUGUAAAACAGUUCACCUGGUUGAACAAUCUGUGCUUCUUUUUUUGGCCGACAACUGCAUUUGUUUUUCUUGUCAUGUUAACUGGGGACUGUAGAUGUAACUGUACGUUAGACUUUAUACCGCAUAAUGUUCAUGAAAGAGGCCUGUUUGAAAAGCUUUACUUCCAAUUUCACUGCAGUGUCCCUUUUUGUUUAACUGUUAAAAGCCUCUCAGAUGGUUUUUAUGAACACACAAAAGCUGAGACUUUCAAUGGAAAACCAAAGGGUAUUAAUACUAACCACUCAGACAUACAGUACGUAGGUAAACAAUCACUAACCUUUUAACGCUUGGUCUGUGGUGUUUUUUAUCCUUCUAAAGGACAAAAGACAGAUCCUAAUUUCUUCAUUUUUUGUGUUCUAGUCAACUAAAAAGUUUUGAAAUAUGUCUGUUGAUUUCGUCAUCAGUGAGAUGGGCUGCAAUGGCUGCGAUGUAAUGUCUUUAAGAAAACCACUUGCUCAAAAAACGUCCACUAAAAGCGCUUGUUUCUGUGACUGGCACAUUGAUUGUUCUGUUAUAGAACCAGGAUCCCCUCAGAGAUUGACCCUUUGUUGCGUUGAGCAGAAACUGUCUGUAUUCAAAUCUACCAGACUCCAUUGAUAAAAAAUUUGAUGAUGGUCUAUGUUGCCUUGAUCAAUUAGUCUGUUUGUUAUGUUGGGCUGAAUCUGAGCUAACCCUCGCAAGCUGCGUUCAGGUCGCAGUCUCCCCUGGAGGUGUUGGUUCGACUCCCACUUCUGACACAUUUGUUCAUUAAUGGGGGCGGCAGUAGCUCAGUGGGUAGUGACCUGGGUUGGGAACCGGAGGGUCCCAGUGUGGACCAUGUCUGCAACUUGGUCUGGUAGCUGGAAAGGUGCCAGUUCACUUCCUGAGCACUGCCAAUGUGCCCCUGAGCAAGGCAUCAAAACCCCCCACCAGCUCACAACCGCCUCCAUUGGUGCAUGUCCACAGGAUCCUGUUUGUGCAUGUGUGUGUAUAUCAGCUUGUGUGUGUAGCAUGUUCAACAACAGAGUGUAAAAUUGAAUUUCCCCUCGUGGGAUUAAUAACGUUUAUCAUCUUAAAACAAAGUAACUGGUCAAGGUGGAAGACUAGCAACUUCAAUAAUGGUAACGUUUUGUGAAUGGAGUCUGCUGGUUUUGAAUAGAGGGGUUUAACAGCUGUUUCUAGUUUCUCAAAAAGGAUUUCACUCUUUUAGAAAAAUGCUCAUAUCCUUUGGGAUCCUUCCAGUUGUUUGACACUUUACAAAAUGUUAGAAAUGGCAUGACUUGUUUAUUCCUCAACAAAAGAUUGUUAUCUCAGUUGACAUCAUACAUGGGGUGUGUAUUUUUUUGUUUCUUAUACUCUGGUAGAACACCUUGUCAGGGAACACCUCGUAUAUGAGCCUGUUGUGACGUGAUGCAUACAUGUAGGUGCUUUUCACUUUGAUUUUUCAUAUAUCUGUAUCUUAACUUUUUGUUUGUUUGGUUUAUUAUAAGCCAUAAAGCUCAGAAUAUUGCUUGUUUUUGUGAUUUUGUAUAGGUUUAUGUUGCUAUAGCUCAGUUCAGAGGAUUCAGAUUAACAGACUGUGUUUAGCUUUUGAUAUAUUUUUCAUCUUAUUGUGAGCAAGUGAUGUCUCCAUAUCUGAAGCUGCUGUACAGUACAGUACUGUAGGUAUGACGAAACACUGAACAGGAUGUGAAAAGAUGGCACAUACUAUCAGUACACAUGACUCAGCGGCUCUGUGUGGUUUUAGAGGUCUUCAACGCCUUCUUCUUGCCAAAGUCAGGUAUCAGUUCAAACCAAAGAUGAGUUGUAAAGCGUUGAGUUAAGUGUUAAGCGAAUGUAUCCUGUAAAAAUGAUGGGAAGUUAGUAGCUGACUGAUGCAAGGUUGGGGGUCUUUGAAGCUGUGUUUAGACCAAAAGGCAAAGCUAAUGUUUCAUGCUGAGCAGUCGAUGCAGACUUGCAAAAAUACAUUGCUUGUGCAUUGUGUUGCAAAAUCUUUGAGACUCUCCUGAUGCACCGUUGUUGCGUCAAAGAGGAUCCAUUCAAAAUGCAUCAAAAAAUACAAAAGUGUUUUGCCAAUUUUUUUCAUAUGACAACAAACAUCACAUUGGUUGGUUUGGAACGCAAAGACAAGCAGGGGAUGGUUUAGUUUGGAGAGGACUUGUUUUUAAGUGCACAUUUCUUCCACUUAGGAUGAAGAAAAAAAAAUUGGCAAAUCUUGUCAUUAACAUACACUUUCCACAUCUGCCAUUUAAUUUACUAUGUAUACAAUCUCUACACUUUGUACACCUCAUGAAGACCACUUUAUGUUUUUCUACAGCGUUGACUUUUUUUGGCAGCUGCACAUUCAAAAAGUCAAUCAAAGGGAUCUACUUAAACUGACUGGAACUGGCUAACUUGAUGAAAAAACGGCAUUCAACUUUAUAGUCUUUAGCAGAAUUCUUAAUCAUUUUAAGGAAAAUCAAAUCCAAAGUAUGUGCAUUGAUCUCAGACUAAGUUCUACCUUUCUUUAACUUUCUAGUCUUCAAAGUGACAUGUAGCAUCUGUCAGCUUUGAAACACUGACCCUGGAGUAAACUGAACCAGUAUUUUCAUCUCAAACAAGCCUUCAGGUGAGGUUCAGAUCUCAAGGGUUUCACUUUACACAUCACUAACAGUGUCUGACAGUUAUCAUAUUUCUUUUUUUUUUUUAAAUUGUAAACUAAAUAUGCAACGAAGACUAUGCAACACAUGAAAAAUGUUACCUGAAUGUAAAUGCACUGCAAAU